This is a messenger RNA of Trametes versicolor FP-101664 SS1, 1362 nucleotides long. RefSeq lists its product as uncharacterized. The record is from RefSeq and is a predicted model, not a curated record. Lineage: Eukaryota; Fungi; Basidiomycota; Agaricomycetes; Polyporales; Polyporaceae. The coding region runs from base 1 to 1362 and encodes 453 amino acids. The transcript is spliced from 2 exons.
AUGAAGCGAAUCAUCCAUCUUCGCUUUCUCCCACUUCUCCCCACUCUAGCAACAGCUAUCCUCGUCAAUCGCACGAUAGACGACAAAUACGGUGACAGCGUCACUGGCGUUGUCCCCACCUAUGCGCCCGACAGCUAUUGGACGGACGGAUCUCUGUGCUAUACCUGCAAUGUCUAUCCUUCCGGCGGUCCAAAGAACGGAGGAGGGGCGCAGGCCGACGUCUCGCAGAUGUUCAAUGGGACCUGGCACGACUCCACAUACCAUGCGGUCGGCCCCAUCCAGACCAUCACGAUGAGCUUUGUCGGACAGGCCGUAUAUGUCUUCCACCUGAUCGCCAACGAGCUCAAGUGGACCACGACGGUGACCAACCUCUCGUUCAUCAUCGACGGCGAAGAGGUCGGCCACUUUGACCACAACCCGGAUCCGGCUGCUCCCCAGUUCUUGUACCGCGUCCCCGUCUACGUCAACUCGAGCCUAUCGCAUGCCAACCACACUCUUACGAUCCGUCCGAGGGGCGCGCCGGAUAUGUCUCUGAUUUUGUUUGACUAUGUUGCCUAUACUGCCGACGAGCCGGCAAGCCCUGCACCUCUCGACGGUGCCUCCUCCAGCCCUGCCAGCCCAUUCAUCCCAACCCCCUCGGCAUCCAUGCAGUUGCCCGGGCCUCUCCCGAGUACGUCCGGGACUCCAGCGCCCAGGCUCAAAUCCCACGUAAAGUUCAUCGGAGGGCUCGCGGGAGGCUUAGCAUUACUCGGCGUGAUACUAGCCACGCUCGCGCUGGCUUACCUUCGGAGGAAAUGUAGUCCACGGACGCGAGACGCUACGCGGCAGGCCGAUACCUCGCUGACGGCUCAUGGCGCGGCCGACACCCGGUUCUCUGGAACCAGGAGGGCUUCAACCCUUCCUGGUUUCUCCGAUGUGGACUCAACCCUACCUCCGCCUUACCGCAGCCGGAGGACCACAUGCGACUCCGCAGACCUGUCGUGCGCUGCGACGUGGCCAGAUUCCCGUUUUGCGCGUUCCCUCUCUGACACUCCGAAGGGAGGUCCCUUGUCCUCGACAGAGAGACAUGCGGCUCGCGUGCGGCUCUUCGAGAAGCUGACCGCAGCGCCCGGAUCGGAGAGGCGCCAAGUAACCACUGACCGCCAAGUUCCGGACCGCCCGCGCGUUGAACAGGAUCGUGGAGACGCGCCGCCCGGGAGCACGUCGAGCCCACCUGUGCGAGGUCUUGUUGCAAAUCUCCAUGCGGAAGCAGCGUGGCGCCGCAUGCUCGAUGCCGAGCUGACCAUGCAUGGCUUCUCAGUCGAGCAGGCACCGCCAUACUAUCAGGGCGGGCCCGGGGCAGAUACCAUUCCGUGGUCCUAG